Messenger RNA from Biomphalaria glabrata, 4980 nucleotides. Its product is annotated as multidrug resistance-associated protein 1-like. Gene Ontology annotation, biological process: transmembrane transport. Gene Ontology annotation, molecular function: ATP binding; ABC-type transporter activity; ATP hydrolysis activity. The record is from RefSeq and is a predicted model, not a curated record. The transcript has 34 exons. Gene Ontology annotation, cellular component: membrane. The coding region runs from base 217 to 4881 and encodes 1554 amino acids. Lineage: Eukaryota; Metazoa; Mollusca; Gastropoda; Planorbidae.
UCGCAAUUUACCUUCUCCUGGAACUAUUUCGUUUCAAUAGUUUAAACUGACCAAUGGCUAUACAAAUCUAAACCUGAAAUUAAAAUGCGUUCAUGUUCCAUGGUAAAUCGUACAAUGUCUGCAAACUAUUUAAUCUUGACUUGAAAUUAAAAGGUCAACGAAAGAAAGUAGUCAAAUACUUCUACUUACUUGGUACAACAAUAUUGAACCCUGAGAAUGUUUUGCAACGACAGCCUUUGGGACACAGACCUCCUCAUUUUGUCAUCAUGGCCCCAUUUCACAUCAUGCUUUCAGAAUACAGUUCUCAUCUACAUUCCAUUUGCUUGCUUCUGGUUUCCCCUUCCCUUCUAUUUGUACAGCUUAGCUUCACAAAGGAACCGUCCAUUGCCGUUGUCAUGUAUGAGUGUUAUAAAAAUGUUUCUAGCAACAGCUCUGAGUUUACUGAGUUUGAUCCUCAUCGUUGAAGAUGUGAGCAAUGACAGCUUGUCCACACCUGUACCGUCCUCUCAGUACAUAGCCAAUACCAUCAGGGUUGUCUCCUAUAUAGGGGUAGCAGUCCUUAUUUAUUUAGAGAGAAAAUAUCAUGUCACAACAUCUGGAGUCUUGUUCACAUUUUGGUUUCUUCUCAUCUUUUGUGAUGUUGUACCUUUGUAUUCAAAGAUCUUACUACAGGAAUACUCAAAGCAAGAAUCACUUAUGAAAUCUUCAAUAUUUGCAUUAAUCUAUAUAAUGGAGGUCCUGCAGCUCCUGCUUCAUUGUGUGGUUGAUUCUGCAGGUGUCGAGAGCUAUCCAGCUAGAACAAGUCCAGAAGUUAUCUCCUCCUUUCCAAGUCAAGUUUUUUACUGGUGGGUCACUAAAACUGUUUAUCAAGGCUGGCGGAGAGAUCUGAAAGAGGAGGACCUGUUUAAUUUAAAUCCCAGGGAUGAAAGUGACACUCUGAUCCCUUUGUUUGAGAAACUGUGGACCAGUGAAGUGGCUCAGUUCAAAAGAAAAAAGAAUGCUCAGAAAAGACAUAAUGAAAGUCUUCUAGGCUAUGGCAUGUCUGAUUAUUCAUUCUCUUAUGAAGCCAAUGAAAAAACCCGCCUGGUAUCCAAUGGAGGUGUUUAUCAGAAUGGCACCAGACAUAAAGAUCACCAAAGUCAUGAGAACAAAGCCCGAGAUAGAAAAGAGCCAAAACCAUCACUAUUGAAAGUAUUGGGAAAAAUGAUUGCCACACCACUUUUGAUAGGCCUUAUUCAAAAAGUUGUGUCUGAUGUGUUUCUCAUGUUGAGUCCAGUUCUUUUAAGUUUGCUAAUCACUUAUGCUGAGAAUAAAGACACAGAUUAUGUGUGGAAAGGCUAUGCCCUGGCUGUACUGCUGUUUGUUACACAGAUGGUCAAGUCAGUGCUGUUCAAUUUCAGUUUCUGGAUGUCACAGAUAGUUGGCAUGCAGAUGAAAACCACACUGGUGGCAGCUAUUUACAAAAAGGCUUUGACAAUGAACAAUGAAUCCAAGAAAGAAUCAACAGCAGGGGAGAUAGUCAACUUGAUGUCUGUAGACUGUCAGAGAGUACAGGAUGUUAUGAACUUUUUUUUCUUUGCCUGGACCACACCUCUUCAGGUUGUGAUGGCUGUUGCUAUACUGUACAGCUACAUUGGAGUCUCUGUGUUUGCUGGUCUGGCUGUACUGCUGCUGACAGUCCCGUUGAACUCCUAUGUUGCCAACUUACAACAACAGCUGCAGGUAGAAAAUCUCAAGCACAAAGAUGCCAGGCUCCGACUGACCAAUGAGUCUCUCUGUGGCAUGAAAGUCCUCAAAUUGUAUGCUUGGGAGCCACCUUUUCACAGGAAGAUUUCUGACAUUCGCAGCAAUGAGACGGGAAUACUUCUUAAGAUAGCUUAUCUAAAUGUUCUCAUCAGUGUGUGUUUCAAUGCAGCUCCAUAUUUGAUUAUGCUGGCAACAUUUGCAGUCUAUGUCAACAUAUCAGAAGAGAACCAUCUAGAUGCCAAUAAGGCUUUUGUUGCCUUAAGCUUUUUCAAUCUUCUGAGGGUUCCUUUGGCCUUACUGUCCACCAUUAUCUCUAUGAGUGUCCAGGCCAUUGUCUCAGUAGAAAGAAUCAAUAGUUUCCUUUGUACCGAAGAUCUGAAAGCUGAUAAUGUGAUAAAAGACAGCAGAGCAAAUUUUGCUAUUGAAGUAGAGAAUGGUUCCUUUACAUGGGACAAAUCAUCAGGAGCAACCUUAAAAAAUAUCAACAUAAAGAUCCCAGAGGGCAAACUGUAUGCAGUUGUUGGCCCUGUUGGCAGUGGUAAGAGUUCUCUCAUGUCUGCUCUACUUGGUGAAAUGGAAAGGCUAACUGGGAUUGCUUCAAUCAAGAGUAAAGUGGCCUAUGUUCCUCAGCAAGCUUGGAUCCAGAAUGCCACACUGAAAGAUAACAUCCUGUUUGGCAAACCAUUCAAUAAGAAACGCUACAAGAAGGUGAUUGAAGCCUGUGCCUUGCUGCGUGACCUGGAGAUCCUUUCGGCUGGUGACAUGACAGAAAUAGGGGAGAAGGGCAUCAACUUGAGUGGUGGACAGAAGCAGAGGGUCAGCUUGGCCAGGGCAGUCUACAGCAAUGCUGACAUUUACAUAUUUGAUGACCCGUUGUCAGCCGUGGACUCUCAUGUGGGGAAACACAUUUUCAACAGUGUCAUUGGCCACAAGGGUAUAUUGAAAGGAAAGACUCGGGUACUUGUAACUCAUGGAGCACAUUGGCUCCCGAUGGUUGACUCAAUUAUAGUUCUCAAUGAUGGUGCCAUCAGCGAGUCAGGCAGCUAUGAAGACCUGAUGUCUCACAAUGGAUCUUUUGCCGAGUUUAUCAGAACUUACAUGCUACUUGGAGAGGAGAAUGAAAAGGAAGAGAGUCUGGAGAUAACUCCCAAGUCUCAUGUUUGGAAUGAGGGGGAAACUGGUACAUCAGACUACACUUCUGGUGAGGAGGCAGUCAUGAAAAUAUCAAGAAUGCCUGGAAAACGGACCAUGUCCUUGACAUAUGAGUCUUCCCUCACCAGUUCUCUCUACUUGAACUCUCAAACUGUCAUUUAUGAGGAGGACGAGAAAAAUGCAAAUCAGUCUGAUGGUAAAUUAGUUCAAGCUGAAAAGAUGGAAGCUGGCAAAGUUAAAAUGGAAGUGUUUUCUGCAUACAUCAAGGCCACAGGAACUUGUGCUAUGACUAUGUCCUUUGUGUUCUUUGUGUUGUUUCAAGUGGCAAGUGCUUGGUCCAAUAUUUGGCUCUCAGAUUGGACAGAAGACUCUUACCUGGCUAAUCUAAGUUUAGUGAGCACUGAUGAAUACAAAGAGAAACAAGAUUUUUAUUUGUAUAUAUUUGGUGUCUUUGGUGUAGUACAAGUUGUCUUCCUGACAGUGCACAACAUCCUCUACUGGGUCAGGAUGGUCGUGGCAGCAAAGAGGCUUCACUUUGGGAUGCUAACCUCCAUCUUCAGAUCUCCGAUGUCUUUCUUUGACACGACUCCUCUAGGAAGGAUCAUGAACAGAUUCUCCAGAGAUAUAGAAGUUGUGGACAACAAUCUGCCAAUCAUCAUCCGUGACUACAUGUCCACGUUCUUCACCUGCACCAUGAUCCUGGUCAUUAUCUCAAUGAACACGCCCCUGUUCCUGUUCCUUGUGGUGCCCAUUAUGGUCAUCUACUACUUCAUCUCUAAUUUUUACAUUCCAACUUCAAGGCAGCUAAAACGUAUUGAGUCUGUGACUCGGUCUCCAAUUUACACCCACUUCAGUGAAACCAUAUCAGGGGGUCCUACAAUCAGAGCUUAUGAAGCUUCAGCCAGGUUUAUCAAAGAGUCUAAAAUUAGAGUGGACAGGAACCAGUCAUAUUACUAUAUUAGUCUUGCUGCUAACAGAUGGCUUGGUAUGAGUCUUGAGCUACUGGCUAACAUUAUCAUUCUUGGGUCUGCCAUCUUUGCUGUGGUGACUCCAGGCAUAAAUGGAGGAGAAGUGGGUCUUUCAGUCUCCUAUGCUAUUCAGGUGUCCAGCAACUUAGUUUGGAUGGUCAGGCAGAUGAGUGACCUGGAAACAAAUAUAGUCUCUGUGGAAAGACUUAAAGAGUACUCUGAGCUUACUCCUGAGGCGGACUGGAUCAUACCCCAUCGUCGGCCCGUGCCAGGCUGGCCCCUGGAUGGUAAAGUGAAGUUCUCAAACUACCAGACCAGGUACAGAGAAGGCCUGGACCUGGUUCUUAAAGGCAUUACUUGUGAAUUCAAGCCUGGAGAGAAGAUUGGCAUAGUUGGCAGAACUGGUGCCGGAAAGUCAUCUUUAGCUCUGGCAUUGUUUCGGCUUAUUGAGGCCACAGAGGGCAGCAUCAGUGUGGACGGCAUCAAGAUUUCAGACAUUGGACUGCAUGACGUUAGAUCUCGAUUUACCAUCUUACCUCAGGAUCCUGUUCUGUUUUUUGGAACUCUCCGCAUGAAUCUGGAUCCCAUAGACCAAUAUGAUGACCACCAAAUCUGGGAUGCACUGACCAGCGCUCACCUUAAAGACUUUGUGGAGAACAUUCCAGACGGUCUGGAGUAUGAAGUUGGGGAGGAAGGACAGAGUCUCAGUGUUGGUCAGCGCCAGUUAGUCUGCCUGGCUAGAGCCCUACUGAAGAAGACCAAGAUCCUUAUUCUGGAUGAAGCUACGGCUGCUGUGGACAUGGAGACAGACACCUUGAUCCAGAACACCAUUCGUACAGAAUUCAGCAAUUGCACAAUCAUCACCAUCGCUCAUAGACUCAAUACUAUCAUGGACUAUGACAGAAUAAUGGUUUUAGAUGCUGGGCUUGUGAAAGAGCUAGACACACCAAGCAACUUAUUGGCCAAUUCUAGAUCUGCUUUUUACUCUAUGGCCAAGGAAGCUAAUCUCAUCUAGUCCAUGAUCUCUGUAGUAAAACAAUGUUGUUUUGUAAAUAUGGAAGUAAAUGUGAACUGUUAAAAUGCUUUUUGUAAUUAAAGAAAAAUGUUUUACAAA